AUGACAGACGUCGUGGUCAAAAUAACAAUAGGAACAUGUUACUAUGAUGCAGAGCCAAAACUGGGGGAGAAUUUCAUUGGAAAAGUGGAGCUUUCUUGUCCAGCAUCGCUGAUAUUUACAAGUCCACAGACAUCAGACUGUGGAGUUUAUUCUGCACAGUUGACUGGAGAUCGGAUUGAAACUAUAAAAUACAACGUCACAUUUCAAGAUCCAGUGUCUCCAGUCGAGCUGAAGCUCCAUGUGAUUUCAGACUCAUCCUGCAAAGCAACCUGCAGCACGGAGGACGACGAGGUCAUCGACACUUCUUUAAGUUGUGACAAUAAAUCCUGCCAUCUGGCGGGAGGAGAGAGGUCAAAGGUCACCAAAUCUGGGGCUUCCCUCAGACUCUACCAGUCAAAUGAAUCGAUCAUCUGUAACCAUAGCAACCAGGUCAACUGGACCCAAAGCAAGAAACAGAUCAAUAUCUGUGUGAGAUCUGAAGGGUCCACACUCCAAACUACUCUGAUUGUAGUAGCUGGUAUAAUUGUAGCUGGUAUAAUUGUAGCUGCCAUCAUUGGUCUCUUGUACUGCUAUAUUAAGAAGAAGUUAUGUUUUGCCCAAAGGCAGACAGGGUCAUCAAACUCGCAGACGCUCCCUCAAUCCCAAGCCAACGGAGAUCCCCGCGUCAUUCCUGAGUCUGAUCGUCUAAUGAAUGGAAACACUGCAGAGUCACCUGUUUAAAAACACGGACCGUCGCUCUGUGCCGCACCACAGUCCUAUCCAAAGCUUAUAAAUGCCAGAAAUAGUUUUCCUGUAACUUUAGGUUACAGGUGGUUCUUAGACACACAUAUACAGUUGACCAAGCUAGUACUCUCCUCUUGGCACUGAUUGGUUGUUUCUGAUGGGAGCACAGUAUUUCUGCUGAUGGCAGUAGGGCUACAGGUGGGAAUUGUUUACAAACUCAUUAUUCCAAUUUUUGGGACCAAAUCAUGAUGUACGAUCAAUUAUUCAUAAUGAUAUUUAUUGGUGUGCCUCUCAGUCCACUUUGCAGCUUAGAAUUGCAAUGAAGAAGGGAAUUAAUUUUAAUCAGUAAUUUAUACCUAGACUGACUUAUUCUUGCUGCAUUUUCUGUUUUUAUGAAGCCGUCACUGGAUAAUAUAUGUUUACGUCAACAACUGCCUCGGUUUACAACGGCAAAGCAAUUUCCAUGGUGCAGAUUUUAGCCAUUUCACAAUCUUUGCAGGUAAAAGAGGCAUAAAAAUGUACCUAAUUUCUGACUGCAUUUGAUAAACAUUCAAAUAGAGGAUAGAGGAAUCAAAUUAUCCUGGUAAAAACCCUUUUCCUAGAGCCAUUUGCUUCGUACAAAGGGUCUGGACCCUCAGUUACUGAGAAACUAUUGGUUCCUGUGUUGAGAUUUUAAAUUUUAAUGUUUUCCCAGUGAUUUAAAUAACGCACCGGUUCGACACCAUGAAUGUUACCAGGAAUAACUUGUACUGUAAACAAUCAUUCUCCACUGUGAAGAGAGAAGAGCCAAACUGAACGAAGCUGCUGUUAAUUUUAAUGUAUUAUCCUUACAUAGGACCACA
Molecule: messenger RNA, 1565 nt
Organism: Poeciliopsis prolifica (blackstripe livebearer)
Lineage: Eukaryota; Metazoa; Chordata; Actinopteri; Cyprinodontiformes; Poeciliidae
Exons: 5
Coding region: 1-720 (239 amino acids)
Source: RefSeq, a predicted model, not a curated record